AUGGCAAAACCCGCAGCAGCAGAACUGACGGUUAUUAUUCUCUUCAAAGAAGGUCAUUUGGCCGAAUUACCUUCAAAAAAAACAUAUCGUGAAUAUAACACAGGAUGGAAUACAUACAGCGCAUUCUGUACAUCGUCGGGUGAUGCAAAAGCUAAUAUAAGGAGUGUAUUAAACACGUACAGCGGUUAUGAACAAUAUGCGGAACAAAUUGUAAAUACAUACUGCUAUGCAACUACCAUGGGAGGAAACAAACCCUAUGAUACAUAUUGUCAAUUUUUUUAUUAUUGGUUAUUGGAUCUAUUAAUUAACAAAUUGAAUGUUCCAUCACCCUUGAAUGUUAUGAAAACAGUCUACGAUGAAUUCAAAAAUGUUCUUGAUGGAAAGGGGUGUAAAAAUAUAAACGAAAAUAUUAAGGAAGAUAUUUUCCCCCAAGUAAAAACACAUUUCGACUACAAACAGGACUAUUUAACCCUACAAUCACAGUUAGGGAGUGGUGGUAGUGAUGGUGUUGGUGGUGUUGGUGGUGUUGGUGGUACAAAGACUUGUGAUAAAAAAUAUCAUGAUCACCUAACGGCCAUUAAAUCAGCAUGUUCUGCUGUAAGUACAUACUGCGCAACAGAGGAUGGGAAAACAAAUAGUGCUUCAUAUUGUGGCCCGUUUAAUGCAGCAAAGGACGGAGAUGAAAAUUACUGUAAGGAAAAUAAGUUGGACAUACUAAUAUGUGAUUUAGUAUCUAAACCACAAGUGGAGGAACCUGCAGCACAUGCUGCAGGGGGAAUAGCUGGUUCUACGCCCACCUCAGGGAACCAUGUUACCGCUGGUACUGUUUCUUCCACAUUGUCUAUACUAGGAUUACCAGCGGCUGCCUUUUUUUUGUAUAAGUACAACCUUCUACCUGACUGGAUAAGUAACAAUUUUUGGAAAAACAACGGAGGCAGGAACAGGAACACCAACAGUAACAGUAGAAACAGGGUAAAAAGAAGUUCCACUGGGCGUCACCACUUUGACGACGACAACACCUUAACAGAAACUUCUUCUACAGAGUACGAUUCAACUUCAUUGGGUUCGUCAUCCAAUUUAACAGAAGACAAUUCUUCUUUAUACACUACAACUACAACAUCAUCAUCAUCAUCUACCACUACCAACAGCAGAAGAGGAGCAGCAGGAACAAAUAAUAGGCAGGGGAAGGUACAAAAGAGGCAAAGUAACAACAACAGAAACGGACAUAAUAGAAAUAUUGGUUAUCAAAACAUUUAA
Molecule: messenger RNA, 1257 nt
Organism: Plasmodium coatneyi
Lineage: Eukaryota; Apicomplexa; Aconoidasida; Haemosporida; Plasmodiidae
Product: KIR protein
Exons: 3
Coding region: 1-1257 (418 amino acids)
Source: RefSeq, a predicted model, not a curated record